Molecule: messenger RNA, 1339 nt
Organism: Erinaceus europaeus (western European hedgehog)
Lineage: Eukaryota; Metazoa; Chordata; Mammalia; Eulipotyphla; Erinaceidae
Gene: GNG7
Product: G protein subunit gamma 7
Exons: 3
Coding region: 166-372 (68 amino acids)
Biological process (GO): G protein-coupled receptor signaling pathway
Cellular component (GO): heterotrimeric G-protein complex
Molecular function (GO): G-protein beta-subunit binding
Source: RefSeq, a predicted model, not a curated record
CGCGGGCAGGAGGGUCCGUCUCCCUGGUGCGGCUGCCCAACCCCCCUCUGUCAGCAGGACUCGCGGUUCUCGGAGAAGCAGGAGGACGACCAAGAUCCAGGCCGCGGAGCCGGGAGGAGGAGGAGGUCUCCCGUCCAGACAGGCCCCCCGAGCUGAUGGCCCAAGAUGUCGGCCACCAACAACGUCGCUCAGGCCCGGAAGCUGGUGGAGCAGCUGCGUCUGGAGGCCGGGCUGGAGCGCGUCAAGGUGUCGAAGGCGGCGUCGGACCUGAUGGGCUAUUGUGAGCGCCAGGCGCGCGCCGAUCCCCUGCUGGUGGGGGUCCCGGCCUCCGAGAACCCCUUCAAGGACAAGAAGCCCUGCGCCAUCCUGUGACUGCCGCCUCCGGCUCUGUCCCCCGUCUCUGUCUCCGUCCCCUCGUCUCCUGUCUUCUCUGUCUCUCAACUUCUGUCUCUUGUCUCUCCCCUUCGCCUCACUUCCUCUGUCCUCCAGCUUCUCCGCGCUGUGUCUCUGCUCCCCAUCUCCCCAUCUCUCUGUCUCUCAUCUCCUUCUCUUCUAUCGCUCCCCUCUGAAUCUCCUGUCUCUCCUUCUGCCUCUGUCUCUCUCUCCGUCUCCUCUCUGUCUCUGUCUCUGUCUUUGCAAGAAGCUCCAGGACACUUCGCCUCCCCCCGACGCCCGCCGCCUCCCCCAGUGGGUGCCGAGCACCCCGGGUGCUCUCCCUUGGGGACCCCAGGUGUGACUCCAACUCCCAGAGCUAGGGGGCUCCGCCGGCUUUGGCCCCCUGGUGUGCGGUGACCCCCAACCCCGUGACCUUUGGGGGCCAGGCUGACCCCCGACCCCUACACCUGACCCCGUGCUCCCCAAGACGCCAGGCCCACAGACAGCUCCUGCCAUCGGAGCGCCCUCCAGCACCCCUCUCCCCGGCCGGACCGGGAGCACCAGGGGCUUGUGGGAGCCGGCGACCCCUGACCCACCCACAGGGGCCCGGCCUGCUGAGAAGGUGGGUGCCACCCUCUGUGAGGACCCAGGCCAUAAUCCUGGGCCCCUCCUGCCACGCCCGGGGGACCCCACCCCGACCGACCCCCAGAGGCAGCGCCCUGAAACCAGGCGUCACGGGCUGGGGUGGGGUUGGGGGUGGAAGUCCCGGGUUUGAGCCCCCCCCAGCCUCCACACAACAGCGCCUGACCAGUGGGGGUGGGGGAGUGUCUCCCUGUCUCUGUCUCUCCUGCCAUGAAACAAGAAAAAAGCUUUUUCCUGGGGACCAUGGGGUCACCCUGGAGGCUGAAAAGACAAGUGAAAUGAAAUAAAAUAAGAAAUCAAAACGAACUGGCCAGAGAACGCA